UGAAUGCAGGGUCCUGGGAGACCAGACCAGAUAUAGUGAAUGCAGGGUCCGGGGAGACCAGAUAUAGUGACCGGGGAUUUAUAGUGCAUGCAGGGGUCCGGGGAGACAGUGAAUGCAGGGUCCUGGGAUGCAGGGUCCGGGGAGACCAGAUAUAGUGAAUGCAGGGUCCAGGGAGACCAGAUAUAGUGAGGGUCCGGGGAGACCAGAUAUAGUGAAUGCAGGGUCCGGGGAGACCAGAUAUAGUGAAUGCAGGGUCCAGGGAGACCAGAUAUAGUGAAUGCAGGGUCCGCGGAGACCAGAUAUAGGUGCCCAGGGAGACCAGAUAUAGUGAAUGCAGGGUCCAGACCAGAUAUAGUGAAUGCAGGGUCCUGGAAACCAGUCAGAUUUGUUCUUUCAUUUGGUACAGGAAAAGGCAGCUGGAUCCUGAUU
Staurois parvus is the source of this 429-nucleotide messenger RNA. The record is from the annotation of a GenBank genome assembly. NCBI's taxonomy places the organism in Eukaryota, Metazoa, Chordata, Amphibia, Anura, Ranidae.